Messenger RNA from Gastrolobium bilobum, 432 nucleotides. RefSeq lists its product as uncharacterized. The record is from RefSeq and is a predicted model, not a curated record. The transcript has a single exon. Lineage: Eukaryota; Viridiplantae; Streptophyta; Magnoliopsida; Fabales; Fabaceae. Bases 1 to 432 code for a protein of 143 amino acids.
AUGGAUUGGUUGGCAGAAAAUGGAAUAACUCUGGACUGUCAAGCAGGAAAGGUCAUCGUUCCUUCUAAAGAUGGUAAUUCUCAGUUCUUUGCUACUAUUUCCUUAUUGCAAGUUAGAAAAGAACUCCUUCGGGGAGCUGAAAGGUACUUGUUGUUAAUUGAGUCUGAGAAUACGGUUGAUACCCAACUUCAAAAUAUUCUUGUUGUUAAUGAGUUCGUGGAGGUGUUUCCUGAUGAAAUUCCUCGAUUACCUCCUCAUCGGGAGAUAGAAUUUCCUAUUAAACUUCUUCCUGGAGUUGGACCUAUUUCUAUUGCUCCUAACCGUAUGGCACCACUGAAACUUCGGGAACUUAAGAAACAAAUAGAAGAGAUUUCGUCAAAAGAAUUCAUCAAACCCAGCACUUCUUCAUGUGUGUGGAUUACCGUCAACUGA